AUGUCAAUAUCAUACAUCAAGUCACUGCUGUUUGGGAAUAACAACACAGGUGCCAAUACAGAGGCAUCAUCACCUCGACAUUCGGGUCCGAGGUUGGUUCCCGAGCCUGACACUUCUGAUACUAUCACGCUGCCAGAUGGCCGAAAACUAGGCUAUGCACAAUUCGGGCUCUCGACCGGAAAGCCCAUCUUCUACUGUCAUGGCCUCCCAGGCUCCCGAAUAGAAGCUGGUCACCUUCAUGAGGCAGCUUUGGAUGUUGGUGCUCGACUUAUUGCAACGGACCGCCCAGGAAUGGGUUUGAGCACCCCUCAACCCGGACGAACGCUUCUCGAUCACCCCAAAGACUUGGAAUAUCUUGCGACGCAUCUCAAGCUGAAGGAAUAUGGAGUUCUGGGCGUGUCUGGGGGCGGUCCCUAUGCACUAGCUUGUGCGAACUCAAUGCCUCCCGAAAAGCUCAAAUGCGUAUCCAUCGUCUGCGGCAUUGGGCCGCCUGACAUUGGCAUGAGCGGAGCUGGAUGGUUUCACUGGAUCGGAUUCAACUACGGCUGGCGGUACACCCCGCGCAUUGCCGGAUGGUUCUUCCACCAUCAAGGACGCUUCCAUCUAUCAGACGAAGAACGGCUCGAACUGCAGCUCCAGGAUGCGGAGAAGAAGAAAGCAACGUUCCCGAAGCAAGAAGCUGGGAUCUGGUCAGACAGAGAGAUUGUGGGGCGCAUGGUCAUGGCAAGUCGACAAUAUUACGGUCAAGGAAUCGAUGGUGUAAGUAAUGAUGGUCACCUGGUUGGCACAGAGUUCGGAUUCCGUAUCGAGGAUAUUCGGCCUGAUUUGCCUGUACGGCUUUGGUAUGGUCAACAUGACACAUUCGUCCCUAUGAAUCACGGAAUACAAAUUGCCAAGCGAUUGGGGAGUAGAGCCAAUCUUAGACUCGAAGACGACACGCAUGCUAGUAUCUUCUUCAAUCGGAGGAGAGAAGUAUUGGCGGAUUUGGUUCAGAACAUUUGA
Colletotrichum godetiae is the source of this 1002-nucleotide messenger RNA. RefSeq names its product alpha/beta hydrolase. NCBI's taxonomy places the organism in Eukaryota, Fungi, Ascomycota, Sordariomycetes, Glomerellales, Glomerellaceae. The coding region runs from base 1 to 1002 and encodes 333 amino acids. The transcript is spliced from 2 exons. The record is from RefSeq and is a predicted model, not a curated record.